UUUAUGUCAAGCAUUUAAUAUAUCAUUUUAUAACAAUAGUUUGUGUCCUGAAUAGGUUGUCUAGGCCGACGAAUGAAACAGUUCCAAUGAACAAACUAAAAAAAUGUGAUAAAAUGACCAGGUUCUAACAACUAGAAAUGCAUUCGUAAAACAUCUCAGCAUAAAUAAAUACAUUAUCAUGACUCUAUGGGAGUCACAGGGGUAUUGAUUGUAUACCAUCAAAUUUGUUUGCAAUUACAGCGGAGCGGUGUUCGUGUGAUAGGAAGCUGAACAGGUGAUCUAAAGAUCGCUAUUUUGAGUUUUGGCACGGUAGUAGGAUAGGGUAGUGUUGAAAAUAUGGACUGUAAGACAAAUAAUAACAUAUUGUUACAGUGUUGAGACGGUUAUGUUACUGUGCUAAGGCGGUAUCUAUGAACUUAAAAAAAAAAAUAAAAAAAAAAAUACCCAAGCAACAUUUGAAAGAUGCCUGGGUUGGAAGCCCAGGACUCAUCUCUCUUUCAAAAUGUCGCUUCUCUUCUAAUUACUUUGUACCUGUCAAUGAAUCCUUGUAUAUUGUAUGCUAAUUAUUCUGUAAAAUGGCUUCGUUUUGUUUGGUAUCAAAAUCCUAUCAACAACAAUUAAUAAAAGACAGUAGUUUUGUAAUAUCUUGACAACUGAAUAGCCUUUAAAAUAAAUGUCGUUGGUUCUAAGUAUGUCACCAAAUUUGUUCUGGUUGGUUCAUUGGCAUGAACUUUGCUCUAGGUGUCCGGAAACUGAUGGCCAUAUUUUAUCGGUUUGCAAUUUAUCAAAAACCGUACAAAAUCACAGAACAUACACCAUAUUCAAAGCAAUGAAGCUUCUGUUUCAAAACAUCUCAUUUAUUAUAAAAUCUGACUUUUAUAUAUAUUUAUAAAUUCAUACUGUAGAUAAUGUUGAAAUAUUGUAUAACUUUUCACAGUUUUUUAAUGGGCGGAUGUCAUAUAUAUUCCUAAUUUUAAACAUAUAUGUAUUCAUUAUGCAAGGUUUAAUUCUUCUAAUACGAGUGACGUAUUCAUUCAUGUUUUAGAAUGACAAUUAACUUUUAACAUAGUAGCCGAUAAUUUGUCACAUAGGUUAGGGUUGUGAAAAUCACAUUUACAUUUACACCGAAAGAGUAUGUAUGGUCAAAAUUUGCAUUUCAUUCAAAAGGAAAUUAUGUAUAUCACCAUCCUUAGAGAAUAUUUGUAUUCUGACGAAAGAAUUGUUUUUUUUACAAAUGCUGCUAAAGACAUGUUUUCGAAAUGUGACUUUGGUUAAACGUGAUAGUUCUGACGGUUGACACAUGAGGUUUGAUGAGCACAUAUCCAUCUUAAGCAAAUUAUUUCUCCUAAAGAUGCUGUCGUAUAAAAGUGUUAAGAGUGUGUUGCGAUUUAUACUACUCAUUGCUGUAUUCCUUAUCCACGCGGACGGUAGACAUCAAAGAUGGUACCUUUUAGGAUGCCAUUGCCGAAACUGGUCCAAAUGGCAGUUCCGGAAAAGUUUUAGAGACAGUGUUCUUAGUAUGUACCGCGGAUUAUUCAUGAAUCCUCGUGACCUUGGUCAACUUCCGGUCAUCAAACCGGAAGGUGUGAGAGGUCAUGGUUUGAACUCCUACGUAGAUGGGAUAAGGCCUCGACCUGGACCUGUUCCGAACACCAGGAAUUCAUGUUGUUAUACAGAUUAUGCUUACGAAGUGUUUAAUACCACAGUUAGUUCAAACUUCCAGUUGAAUGUUGUCCACUUUAAAAAUGCAUUCCAGUUUGUGCCAACUGGACGUUGCGCGUCAAAUGUGAGUUGCGGAGUUGGCCAGUGUUUACAAAUGUAUCGGCACCAUUGGAUGUUGGUAUGGGAUGACAACCUGCCCCAUUACCCGCCUGUCACGUUUCUACCUGUCGAGGUUCCGUCCCACUGUGAAUGUGUCAACGUGGGAAGGAGCACAUCAUGAUCUGAAGGACAUUACAUAAUGACGUCAGAAGAAUUGCUUUAUUGGGUAGAUAUCUACCUACGUCAGCAGAAGUGUGUGUUUACACAAAAUACUCUGACGUUUGUGAUAGUAUAUAUACACAUUUACUGUCGACUGUCGUGAUUUGGAGGACGCACUAUUUGCUUAAGAACGGAUGUUCCUUUGCAACGGUUGUAUUCAGCGAAUGCAUCGAAAUGAUAAAUGAAAUCUGCAAAAUGUAGAUAUAUAGGAUUGCUAUACCCUAAUUACAGCCUGAGUAUCAGCUGUGCCGGUGUAUGUCGUUGGGAAAGACUCUUUUUUAAAUACACAUAUUACUUCAAACGUUUUCAAAUAAACAGGUGAUAUAGUGGAAUAUGAAUGUGAUAUAUAUUGACACAUUUGAUAUUAUAUGACUUGAUCGUAUCUAUAAUGUUCAUCAAUGGCAGAUAAAAAUGAUUUCUAAUGACUUACUGUAUAUCGUUGUGAACUUCGAGAAAGGACAAAUGUGGAUUGAAUAUUUUUCAUGCAGGAAUAUUUUGGCUAUUCUUUGAAUAGAAAGACUUUUAAGUUACAAUCAGGCCUCCUUAUCACGUGUCAUUAUAGUAUAAUUUAAGCAGGAGACACCAAUAUAAUAUAUGUGUUUAAUGCUACGGUACGCUUGAUAAAUAUAAGGCAAUUGUGAAUUCCAUUGUUUGUUUGGGACAACGUGCAUGUACGGCAUAUGUCUAUGCGAUAUGAACUUAACCCUCUCUAUUAUAAGUAAAUAAUUAUAUUCUACCAUACAUUAUGUUCAUGUAUGAUUCUUGCAAUAAACGAAGCUAAACCACAGAUGCAAGAAUGUUACCUUUUUCCUCCUUCCUCAGUGCACUUGAUAACAUCACUAACAAAUAUACAUAAUCGACAAUAGGUUUGAAAAGUUCCAUAAUGAGCGACUUAGGCUGAAUCAUAUUCACAUGACCAUAUGGCCAGCCAUGGACAAUGAUUUGACAUGUCCUUAAGGGGAAAAUUACAAUACCCUCAAACAGAACUCUUUUGUCAAACAUUCGUUUGCUGUCUGAUGCCAUCAAAAGAAGUAAAGCGCUUUGGCGUUAUGAUGACUGUACUAAUUAUUUCACUAUAAGUAUAUUUCUUUAUCAUAAAUGUUGUAAGCCUGGAUAUUUCCAUAAAACAAUUGAGUGUUGUACGUCCUACUGACACCAAUACCUUAUAUCAAUAUAUGUUCGUCUGACAUCUAGUUAUAUGUUUUCAUAAUGAAUUCUCUGUAAUUUGUGGUGUCACAGAUUUGAAGCCCGAAACAACAUUACAACUUUUAAAGAUUAUUUGUUGGUUGUGACUAUUUGGUUACAUCAUUUGCUGUAUCUGGACACUGUCAAUAAAAGGUAAGUGUAAGUAUUAUGGGCAAUAUUUCGUUGUGUUCAAAUUCCAGUGUAUGUGAAAAAAGGUUUUGAAACAGAAUGCCACAUUAAAGGGCUAUUUGUAUAUAUCUAUUGCACGUCUUCAAAUAAAAACCCAACUCACUUUGUCA
Messenger RNA from Pecten maximus, 3464 nucleotides. RefSeq lists its product as uncharacterized. NCBI's taxonomy places the organism in Eukaryota, Metazoa, Mollusca, Bivalvia, Pectinida, Pectinidae. The coding region runs from base 1301 to 1942 and encodes 213 amino acids. The transcript has 4 exons. The record is from RefSeq and is a predicted model, not a curated record.